AAUUGGAUUGUAUAAAGUACGACAUCUUUCAUCAUUCAAUGAUGUUUCACAAACUUAAACGUUUAGAGCAUAUUACGUGUCCUAAAAACAUUGACCCUGAUUUAUGUGACGCACUAUUCAAUGUAUGUUUGUGGUAUGUUUGUAGUAGUAUUAUUGAAGUGUACAUGUACAUAAACAUUAUACAGCAAAUGGCUCCAAAAAAUAAAGAAAAUAGCACAUCUGCAAAUAAAAGGAAGCGACAAAUUUCAGAAGAAGAAGAUGAUGAAGACUACAGAAGGCGCAGAGACAGAAAUAAUCAAGCUGUGAAACGUUCAAGAGUUAAAAGUAAAUUACGUACUCAGCAAACAUUGGAACGUGUAAAUCAGCUGAAAACAGAAAAUGAAUUGCUCGAGGAGAAAAUUAAAAUGCUCACAAAAGAAUUAGGAUUUUUAAAAGAUCUUUUUCUCGCACACGCAGGCUCAAGUCAACAUUCUGUGAAUUUUCAAGACUUAGAUCUGAAUGCUCUUCUGGCUGAUGAUACAAAACCAGAAGAACAAACAAAACAAACAGCUAAACCAUAAGUUACAUGAAAUGCCACGUGAAGGAAGUAACGUGGUAAUGAUUAUAUCUGAGAUAAAGAUGUGCUUUGGUUUGUCCAUUUCUAGCAUAAAGUUAGACAUCUUGGAACGAUGUCUACUUCCAAUUGACUUGUAAGAAAUUUGAGGUGCUUAAAAUCCUGAUAAGUGCAAGGAGAUGCAUUUGAAAUUUACCAUUAUUGGUACAUGAUAAAAGGAGAUUCAAAAUUGCAAACAGAGGCGAAUAAUGCAAAAACAAAGAAUCUAUGUGAAGAUUUAAUUAAUCUGAGAUGGAAAGAAGUACAAUAUAAAUAUAUAAAUUUAAUUAUAAAAAAAAUAUAAGUUUUGUUUAUGAUAAUAUAAGAAAGAUGAAACAAGUUGUAUGUAUAAAGGAAAGU
Messenger RNA from Megachile rotundata (alfalfa leafcutting bee), 952 nucleotides. RefSeq names its product Inverted repeat binding protein 18 kDa (gene Irbp18). Gene Ontology annotation, molecular function: RNA polymerase II cis-regulatory region sequence-specific DNA binding; DNA-binding transcription factor activity, RNA polymerase II-specific. NCBI's taxonomy places the organism in Eukaryota, Metazoa, Arthropoda, Insecta, Hymenoptera, Megachilidae. Gene Ontology annotation, biological process: DNA-templated transcription; regulation of transcription by RNA polymerase II. The record is from RefSeq and is a predicted model, not a curated record.